Molecule: messenger RNA, 723 nt
Organism: Effrenium voratum
Lineage: Eukaryota; Dinophyceae; Suessiales; Symbiodiniaceae
Source: the annotation of a GenBank genome assembly
AUGGCCGGGCCGCUAGCGGAAGCGAAGAAACUCGUGGGCCAGCUCAAGGCCUCGGAGGCGCUGGCGCCCGCGCAGGAGGCCCUCGACGCCUUCCGCGCCGCCGCCGAUCAGGUUGGCGUGGCUGAGGCACUACGGCCGCUGCUCUUGGCACAGAUCGAGCGGGGGGAUGUGAAGCCGGAGGAAGCCCUCAAGAAGGUCAAGGAGGAGGCCGCCAGCUUGAAGCGAUCCGCGCGGGAUGGCCGAAGAGCUGAGGCCAUGCUGCAGUUUACGCAGGCGGCAAUGCAUCUCGCCAAGGCGGAGCCCAUCAAGGCGGCGCAGAUGGCCCAGGAGGCGGAGAUCUACUUCCAGCGGGAGCAGGACUGGCCGGCACUGGCGGAUGUCUUGCUGGAGGUGGUUGCUCCUGCUCACUUGCAGCGCGGUGACGGGAAGAAGGCGCUGGAGGCCGCCAACCUGGUGCUGGACGUGGCGCAGAAGGUCAACGACCCCGAGGUGCAGGCCCGCGCCUGGGCGGUGGUGGCGGCCGGCCGCUUCGCCUCCGGCGCCGAGGACGCCGCCGAGGCCGCGCGCAAGGCCCUGGACCUCUUCCGGUCCUGCGGGAGUCGGGUGGGCGAGGCCCAGACGCUCGUGGAGUUGGCCCGGGGUCAGCUCACGCUGCAGGCUCCAAUCCCCACUGUGUCUCUCCGGCGAAGUUUCCGGGCCUUCAGGGAGCAUGGCCAGACUUAG